AAUAUUUAAUGUCUACUUAGGAGCUAUUAAGGUUCAUAACCAGCGAGAAUAUACCAACUAAAUUACUACUUCAUCCUCAAUAAUUCCGAUCUUACCCAUUGACCAAUUCUCCCUCGAAGGAGUUUAUUGUUUUCUUCUGAAGAGUUUUUUAAGCAAACACCAAUCAUUUUAAAAACCCGAGUGAUGGGAUGUGAUUGUGAAGUCAAUUAGGCUAUGCUUGACUGAAUCAAAUUGCUAGGCAAUAAAGUUUAAGGCUUUAUUUGUUCUGAGUCAGGAGAAAUUGGAAUCAGAAGCAGAAACCAAAGAUGGGUUCGAUCGCAAAGAGGGGAUUGCAACAGUAUUUGUUACAGCUUCAGCAUCAUCCCUUGAGAACUAAAGUAAUUACAGCAGGAUUCUUGUCCGCUGUUAGUGAUAUUGUAGCACAGAAACUCUCUGGCAUACAGAAACUUCAACUCAGACGCCUUCUUCUCAAAGUGCUUUUCGGGUGUGCAUACCAUGGACCAUUUGGGCAUUAUCUCCAUAUAAUACUGGAUAAAAUAUUCAAAGGGAAGAAGGAUACUAGAACAGUUGCUAAGAAGGUAGUGACAGAGCAGUUGACAUCUUCUCCUUGGAACAAUUUGCUGUUCAUGGUAUACUAUGGUGUGAUUGUUGAGAGAAGACCCUGGACGCUUGUGAAAAGUAGAAUAAAAAAGGACUAUCCGAAAGUGCAGCUUACGGCAUGGACGUUUUGGCCGGUAGUAGGCUGGAUAAAUCACCAGUAUGUACCGCAGCAAUUCCGUGUCAUAUUGCAGAUGGUGGUAGCAUGUUUCUGGGGAAUAUUUCUGAACCUGCGAGCGAGGUCUAUGGCAUUGACAAAAGAUUGAAUGUCUGAUCCGAAUCAGGUUCCUUGAACUUUCUGUAUUGCUCAACGGAAGUAUGUAGUGAUCAACAAUGAAACCAUGAUAUCAGUUUCAAACUGUGUGAUGUAAUGAUUUAUUUCCACUGUUUUUUGAAAAAAAAAAACGAGUUAAGUAAAAUUAUGGAUUUUUAAAGUAAAGUUAACUAAAAUAAAGUAACGGUUCGGUUUCUUUCAA
This is a messenger RNA of Mercurialis annua (annual mercury), 1073 nucleotides long. Its product is annotated as peroxisomal membrane protein PMP22. Gene Ontology annotation, cellular component: membrane; cytoplasm. The record is from RefSeq and is a predicted model, not a curated record. The transcript has 8 exons. Lineage: Eukaryota; Viridiplantae; Streptophyta; Magnoliopsida; Malpighiales; Euphorbiaceae. The coding region runs from base 306 to 863 and encodes 185 amino acids.